This is a messenger RNA of Aspergillus welwitschiae, 1726 nucleotides long. RefSeq lists its product as uncharacterized. The transcript is spliced from 2 exons. Bases 7 to 1338 code for a protein of 443 amino acids. The record is from RefSeq and is a predicted model, not a curated record. NCBI's taxonomy places the organism in Eukaryota, Fungi, Ascomycota, Eurotiomycetes, Eurotiales, Aspergillaceae. Gene Ontology annotation, molecular function: protein binding.
CCGAAGAUGGAACUCAGCGACCUACCGCCAGAGAUCAUCUUGAUAAUCCUGGACUUCAUUGAGACUACUGCAGCCUUAAACGAUAUUUGCUUGGUAUCAAAGAAGUUUUGCGCCAUCGCCCAGCCGCUUCUUUACCACGAGACUAUCCUAGGCCCUGAAGAUGUACUGUUGUCAAUCCUACUUCUCUGCCGUACCGUUACUACCUGCCCUCUCAUAGCAGCGCAUGUGCAACAGCUUGAUAUUGACACCGACAAUCCAGGCUUUUUAUUGGCUGAGGAUGAAAAUAAUUUCAAUGCUGUCUACCCAGAUAAAAUGCCAAAAGCAGAUAUUCACCUCCUCGAAAAGGAAACCCGGGAUCUGAAUUUGGGAGGCAUAGAUGCAUCUCAUUUUGGUACUGAAAUCGGAGACACCGUUAUCUUUACUAUGUUGAUAAUCUCACGCUCUCAGAACCUGAGAUCUUUGGCUAUUACUCUUGACCCCCAAGGCCUAUUCCUCCUGAUUGGCUUAUGCCAAGGUCGUAUAAAUGCUCUUUCAUCAUUAUCACCUUGCCUAGACGGCCUGGAAAGACUGCACCUGCGCUGCCGGAAUGGUCGCUGCAAUAAUGGAAUGAACAUGAAUAGUAUCGCCCGGCUCCUUUCUCUGCUGCCUUUGAGAGAGAUACAGAUCACCGACUACUGUUCUGGUGGGCAAGAUUCAUAUGAAACAGACGACGCAGAUGUUACUCCUCUCAGAUCACUUUCUGCCUCAACUCUUUCGCUCAGCGGCAGUUCCAUCGAGGAAACAGAUUUCGAUGUGCUGAUCGGGCUAUGCAAAUACCUGACCGCCUUUUACUAUGGGCAGUGCGGUUCUUAUAAUUUUCAGUUAAGUCCCCGACGACUAUACUCACUGCUUUCUUGCCGACGGGAUAGCUUGCGGGUCCUCCAAUUGUCAUUUGGCAACCAGUUCGCCAUUCCCCCGGCAUUCGAAGAUCGCCAAUUCGGCGGCUCUCUUAAACAGUUCGUUGUCUUGGAAUACCUAAUACUGGAUCAAGUAUAUUUCAACUCGAAAGCAUUGGCCUGUAUAGCGGAAUCCGUGCUAAACGGCCAACUGCCGAAUUUACAAUGUAUCUCUCUUCACAGCGAUAUCACCUAUCCUGGCCAAAUGAUUAACUUACCGAAAAGGGGUGCGACUGAUAUAUUAUUCAACAAGACAUGUUCAGAUCUACGGAACAUUCUCGACGGAACGGGAAUAACACUACAACUCGAAAAAGACUUGCUCGAUAAGACUGUCCAAGGGUACGGCGCUGCGUAUGAUUAUGGUCAGCCCGGUGAAUUUUGGCCAUUCAUCUAUCUUGAAUAAGCGAGGCAAAUUCCAUACGAUCUGAACUUCUUCUGAUGUUGGCAUAACCGCCUUGUCUCAGCCAGACCGCGCUCUUUGUACGGCUAGUUAUGCGGGCGCAUGAGCAGCUGACUGUUCGGACUUUAAUGUUCCCUUUUUUGGAAGGAUCAUUGAGCGAAUACUGCAGGCGCGACUGUCCUUUUGUUUUUUGAUUAGUGGUUUACGAAAUUCGGGAUAUUUAACAAUAAUAUGUUCAAGAAGGGACAGUCAGUCUUGUCGCUACUCGAAUGCGCUGUUGCAUCGAUGUCAAAGCUUGUACAUUCCUGUAUUUAUAAUACGGCUACUGUAAGCUGAGGAAGCAAAAUUGUUUAGGUUACAGUACUAAUCGAUACUGCCAAGAAGCUUUGGU